Messenger RNA from Monomorium pharaonis (pharaoh ant), 3893 nucleotides. RefSeq names its product endoglucanase E-4. Gene Ontology annotation, molecular function: hydrolase activity, hydrolyzing O-glycosyl compounds. Gene Ontology annotation, biological process: carbohydrate metabolic process. The record is from RefSeq and is a predicted model, not a curated record. Bases 2000 to 3451 code for a protein of 483 amino acids. The transcript is spliced from 7 exons. Lineage: Eukaryota; Metazoa; Arthropoda; Insecta; Hymenoptera; Formicidae.
GAUUUCUUUUGCUAAUACAAUAGUGUAUAUGCAAUAUGCAUGAUUGAAAAGAGUUUUCCGAGCGUGUCCAUCGAGAAAAUUACUACUUUUCAAACGGAUAAGACUCACCAAAUUACGGAGACUUCACGUUCGACCGUUCAUAUAUAUUUUGCAAUUUUCUUUUUUUCUAAUAAGUGUAAUUUGUUAAUAACGUCUUGGUUAUUGGCAUACGCUUUUUCCUUGCUUUCCCUUUCCAUUUAAACGAAUUGGAAAUAAUAUUCUCGCAAGUGAAGAAAAUAAAUUGUAAUAAAGAAUUUGGAAUGCUUUAGAAUCACUUAAUUUUAAUGCAAGGUCAGCCUCUUCUUGACAAGUAUUUGGGCAUUUUAACUUGUUUCAAAUUUUUAACAUUCCAAUCGCACACGAUUAAGAAAUGUUCUCGAUUAUAAUACUAUGUCAAUAAAAUGUUACGUAUUCGUAUAUACUAUAUACUAUAUAUAUAUAUAUAUAUAGUAAACGGAUUUCCAGUUAUAAAAUUAACAUAUUUAAAGCUUAAGAAUUAUACUUCAAUUUGCUGAGAUACUUAAGAGCUGUUGCAUUAUUAAUAAAGAAAGCACAUUGCUCGCGUAUUAGUUGACCUUUGGGUUUUCUCAUCUUUAUGUCUCGAUACAAAUGAUUCUACAACGGCGCGCGUAGCGGCUUAAUAAUUUAUGCAGUUCUCGAGCAUGAUAGUAUCAACGUUAAUAUUCGAUGCAUUUAAUACCGAUCUCGAAUUGCAAAGUAAUCUUGUAUUUAAGGCGUAAGUGAUAUAUUUACGCCUUUGUAGAUUAUCAUUGACUCAACGAUUAUAUGUGUAAGUGCGGUUUGCAAAAUGAUUUCUUCAAAGUGUGUCUUCGCUAGCUUGGCAGCUGGAUCGAUACUCUUGAAUAUCAAUAAUGAACAUGCAUAUAUACAGUUAUAAAUAUAAGUUAUCGACUUUCCGGCGCACGCGGGGUAAAUCAAUAAUCAUUACCACCUUCAAAAUGUCAAAAUUGAGAUUUCAUUUGAUACAGUUUAAAAUUAAAUUAUAUUAAUAUUAACUCGUACUGUAAUAUCUUCUAUGUCAUCGGUGAUUAAAUAACGUCCAUCAUUCGUUUGACUAAUCUGGCACAGCUUUAUUAAAAAUAAUAAUACAGCGUGGCGUUUCGAGCUGGGCGUUUUCCGGUCCUUGUCAAAGGUAUCUAAACGAUACAAACCGGAAAGCGGCUCGAAACGAUAAUAAGGAUCCAAUCGCCGUUAAAUUAUAUUGCUGCUUAAAAAAUAUAUAUAUAUUAAAAUAUAUUAAAAAAUUAAUGAUACACUUGUAAAAUUGGAACUGUUCCUUCUCAACUGUAACAUCAUUCCUCUCCAAAAUCGAAGAUUUCGGCGUUUCUCACGUUUCUUUACGCGCGCGAAUAUCACUUCGGCCGAACCUCUCACUCGAAUCGCAGAGAUAGCGGCGUGAUUCGCAUUAAUAAACCCCGCGUACAUACGAUCGACUGUAGGAGAUCGGCGUGGUGGACGGACGAGGGAGAGGUGGUAGAGCGAGAUAGUCCGGACUAAGUGUGCGAGCGAUCGAAGUGACGGUAGAACGAGAGUUGAGAACUGGGCAUGCAACCUGUGCACAUUCUGCCGGUGCCUGGGCAUACAAAGUACCGAUGGUAGAAGAGGGCAGCCUUCGGCCUCUUGACGUUGAGUGACACGGGGCAUCCCCGCGAGAAUCUCCGUCCGCUCUCGGUCUUCCGCGCGAGUCCUCCUCGAGAUCGCGAUGCCGACGGUCGGCGACAUUUAAGCCCGUGAUCGACUGGAGGCAGAUCGAUUCGCGCUUUGGGGAAGACCGAACGAAAUCUCUGACGCUGCCGAGUAGCGAAGGUGUGCUAUGCCGAUUCGUGCCGACGACGGCGUCGCGGUGUAACGGGCACGCACGAGGUUUUCAGCAGAAUCGACGUGAUCGACGCGCGCGUCGUCGCAUCGCUUCCGGGACGACGGCAUCGCCGAAGGCAGAAUGAAGCUCGACCUCUUCGUCACGUGCGUCACGAUUCUGCCGGCAUUAUUGAUCACCGCGUCGACGCGCGAGAUAAACGCUGUCCCGACGGAAAACGUGAAGGCAGCCGAGAACGUGAGCGAUUACGCCCAAGUUCUCGAGCUCUCGCUAUUGUUUUACGAAGCGCAGCGGUCUGGAAAGCUGCCGAAGAACAACAGAAUUUCGUGGCGCGGCGACUCCGCGCUGUGCGAUCGCGGCUCGAACGGCGAGGACCUAACUGGAGGAUACUACGAUGCUGGUGACUUCGUUAAGUUCGGCUUCACGAUGGCUUUCACGACGACGCUCUUGGCCUGGGGAGCGGUCAAUUGGCCGGAGGCUUACGACGCCGCCGGUCAGCUCGACGAAGUUCGUAGUGCUAUCAAAUGGUCCACCGAUUACUUCAUCAAGUGUCACGUAAGCGAGAACGUUCUGUACGGGCAAGUGGGCGAUUUUCCCGUCGACCAUAUGUUUUGGGGAAGACCCGAGAAGCUGAACACCACCAGGCCAACUUACAAGAUUGAUGCCGAACACCCCGGUUCCGAUCUCGCCGGCGAAACGGCCGCGGCCCUCGCGGCCACGAGCAUCGUCUUCAGCGACGUCGAUCCCGAGUACAGCGCCAAGUGUCUCGAGCACGCGAAGGGCCUGUACAGAUUCGCCGACGUUUACCGUGGGCUUUAUCACGAGGCGAUACGCGGCGCCGAGCGGUACUACGAGAGCACGGAUUACGGCGACGAGCUGGCGUGGGCUGCGAUCUGGCUCUUCAAGGCGACCGGGGACGUGAGGUACUUCGAGGACGCGGUACAUCACUAUCAGCAUUUCCAUCUCAAGGAGCGACCGAACGCAUUCUUCUACAACAAAAAGGUCGCCGGGAUCCAGGUGCUGCUGGCCGAAUUGACGGGACUGUCCGAGUACCAGAACGCCACCCGCGCGUUCUGCGACUUCUCGGUGCGGCAGCAAAAACGCACGCUGAAGGGCCUUCUGUUCAUCGACAAGACAGGUACUCUUGGCCACGCCGCUAACGUGGCCUUCGUCUGCCUGGUAGCGGCGGACACCCCGGAAAUCGGCGACUCGCAGGAAUACCGGCAAUUCGCCAAGGAACAAAUUGACUACAUGCUGGGCGGAGCGGGGAGAAGUUACGUGGUCGGUUACGGCAGGAAUUCACCGAGGCAGCCGCACCACGCCGCGUCUUCCUGCCCCGAUAGACCGGCGCCCUGCGGGUGGCAGGAAUUCAGCAAGAACGCGCCGAAUCCGCAGAUCCUCUACGGCGCUUUAGUCUCCGGACCGGACGAGAUGGAUUUGUUUAAAGAUUACCGCGAGGAGUACGCCUAUACGGAGGUCACGCUGGACUACAACGCUGGUUUCACCAGCGCGCUCGCCGGACUGCUGCAGCUGCAAUUGAAGAGCGCGGAUAGAAAAUCGCCAGUAGAAAAUUAAUAGUUUUAUUGGCCCGUAGGCGAAUUUUCAUGUAGGAACGAGGCUGAUUCUCCAUGGAACACAAAAGGACUGUUUAAUAGUCAAGAAUUCUCUUUUUAAUAUAAAGAAUUGCUUUUUUGAUGUAAUUUUACAAGACUUAUAAUAUUAAUUUUAUAUUACGUUACAAAUCUAUAUUAUAUAGAUUAUACAUUGUUAAUACACCACAAUACUGCGAUAACCAAGCGUGAUAUAGUGUUGAAAUAAUAAGUAUAUAAGUUGAAAUGCAUAAUGUAAUUUUUUUAAUUAAACUUACAUAGAAUAUUACGAUAUUUUACUCAAUAAUCAAUAAUUUAAUUAAUAUUCAUUUAAACGUAAAUUAAUUGUGUCGAAGAAAUUUUAUAGAUAACAUGCGAGCGUCGUGACAGCGUGUUCGCAUGUAAAUAAAACGUCAUUUUGUUUUAAA